This is a messenger RNA of Magallana angulata, 849 nucleotides long. RefSeq lists its product as uncharacterized. The record is from RefSeq and is a predicted model, not a curated record. The coding region runs from base 88 to 849 and encodes 253 amino acids. The transcript is spliced from 4 exons. NCBI's taxonomy places the organism in Eukaryota, Metazoa, Mollusca, Bivalvia, Ostreida, Ostreidae.
GGUCACUUGUGAAAUAUUCCGGAUGAAAGCCCAGAGUUUGAAUCUGAAGUGGAGGUAGAGUCAACAGAGGAUCCGAGGAAAAAGGCGAUGAAAGCUCUGAUCCUGUCUGAUGAGAACUUGCCCAUGACAAUAUCAAUCAAUGAAAGCCUCAGCUCGUACAUUGAGGAGAAAACAAGAGGACAGAGGGCAUGCAGCCUGUGGAGAGACCUGCACAAGGGGAGAAUAACUAGUUCCUUAUUUGGCGCAGUUCUAAGCUCUGGAACAAAUCCUGUCUCCUUAGUGAACCAGAUUGUGAAUGGUUCUAAUCUUGACAGGUACCAGACACUACCUCCACCAGUCCAGUGGGGAGUAGACAAGGAAGAGGAGGCUCUCAAGGACUACCUGACACUGCAAAAUGCUGUGACUGAUUUAACAACGGAGGCAUCUGGACUCACCAUCUACCCAACCAAUGCCUUUUUAGGAGCAUCUAGUGAUGGUUGGGUGCAUAAUAAAUCCAUGCCCGAGGGGAACCAAACAGGGGUUCUUGAGAUCAAAUGUCCAUACUCGAUCUCUGGAAAUGUUAUUACUGAUAAAGAGGUACAUGAGCUAGCAGGACAAGCUGGGUUCUGCUUGGAAAUUACCAAUGAAGGGCCUAGACUAAAUAGAAGUCAUAAAUAUUAUGCCCAAAUCCAAGGGGAAAUGGCAAUAAUGGGAUGUUCGUGGGGAGAUUUUGUUGUAUGGACCGCUGCCAGCCAAAGCAACUGCUUUGUUGAAAGAAUUAACUUUGAUGUUGAAUUUUGUUCUGCCAUGUUGCCAAAAUUAGUUGAAUUUUUUGUUAGUCACAUUUCACCCUUUUACACUAAACAUUAA